Galendromus occidentalis (western predatory mite) is the source of this 1392-nucleotide messenger RNA. RefSeq lists its product as uncharacterized. The coding region runs from base 1 to 1392 and encodes 463 amino acids. The record is from RefSeq and is a predicted model, not a curated record. The transcript has 7 exons. NCBI's taxonomy places the organism in Eukaryota, Metazoa, Arthropoda, Arachnida, Mesostigmata, Phytoseiidae.
AUGCCGCGCAGUCAGGUGUUUACCAUACAGUCUUCGAAGAGGAAGGUUUUUCCAGGCGAGUCCUGGAGCGGUCUCGCUCUGAGCGUCAGCGACCACCGACCUUGCUACGAAGUUUUCAAGACAUUCAGCGUGGUUCUGCUUCAUUUGAAAGCGGUCGGAAUCUGGCGUGGGAAAUUCCUGAAGUGUUCCGAGGACAUCCCAGACCCUCACGAACGACACAAAUGGUCGCGGAGUGUUACCUUUUGGAGCGUUCUCCUGCUGAGCACUAUUCAUUUCUACUUUGUGAUAAGCUUCUUGUCCGUGUUCUUCGCGAUCGGGACUCGGCAGCUGUGGGCAACUGUAUCAGUGUUCAUGAGGAACGCUGUGACCGUGUUGACGAUCGAUCUUUUUUAUGUCAACGAGCCCCAGAUCUCGCAGCUCCUAUGCAACUUCAGCAAAUAUCCAAUCACGAGCGAUCGGAUGAAAACGGUUCGGAGGACGUGUAUCUCUACUACGGUGUCAUGCACACUUUACUCCGUGUUCCGACUUCUGAUCGAAUUGCGAUCUAUCCUCCUCUCGAAACACGGCUACCACGAUUAUCAAGUCCGGCAUUGGUGCGGAAUCACCCUCGAACCGUGGGACCAUAAAGCUGUAUCGAUCCUGCUGUGCGUCGACGUCGUCCUACGAAUCCCCCUCAUGUUUGCGUCGGCUCUUUAUUUGGUCGCCUUCUAUCUGAGUGCCGUGAGUUAUCAGAAGCAUCUCUUCGCCUGCUACAAUACGAUAGUUCAACAACGGGUGGCAGAGUCCCAAAACUCGAAAUUAUUGAUGAGUUUGAGCGAUCUGCAAGCUCUGAGAAGACUGCAAUCCAAUUUAAGCAAAUGCGUCCUCAAAUGUGAUGAUCUUUUCCAAAAGACAGCAUUCUUCUGGACGGCUUUAUUCGUCAUCGGGGUUUGUUUGGAAGUUACCAGAUAUUUCAAUGGCCGAGCCACUGAUCCAGACUUCGACGGUCCCAAUGAAAUUCUUCUGUUGCUCAUCAACCUGAUGCAUUAUUUCGCUCUGUUCCUGUCAUUGUCGAUAUUCGGAGCGAAGCUCACCGAAACCGCUCAUUCGUGUACGAUGCUCGUUCACCGUAUGAUAAACCAUCCUCCAACCGAUGAGAAUCUGGAGCUUUUCUCCCAAGCGCAUCUUCUUGUGGCCCAAAUGAAUAAACCAGAAGUGGCAAUGAGCGGUUGGAGCUUCUUCAACUUUUCGAGGAAUUUCAUCUUGACGAUGGGCGGUGCUCUGCUGUCGUACAUAAUAAUUAUCAUUCAAAUGGCUCCCUCGAACUCCAAAGAUGGGACAGCUGCUUCGAACAUAACAACUACAGCUGCGCCUACCACUCUAGCCUCCUCGGUCAAUAAUUUCUCAUCGUGA